ACGCCCGCCAUGGCCGACAAAAAAUCCACCCUCCAAUCCCUGCGAAACUGGGGAGAAAACUCCGUUCCCCCCACCCUCCUCGCCACUCUCAUCACAGCCCAACAUGCCCGUCCCUUCCAGCCCUUGCCCAUGAUGUUUGCUCCCGUCCUCCUCUUCUCCUCCUAUCUCAACCUGAGCAACUACAAGACCGACGCAGCUGGUAUCACGGCGGCGUGGAGUGGCUUAUAUGGUUUGUUGGCACUGCGCCGGAGUCAGAAUCUCAGAAACAAGGCUACAGUACGGGGUGUUGUACGGGGAGGGUCUCUAGCGCUUUGUGCCGUCAACGUGGUUGGGUGUGGACUGGCGUAUACGUUUGGGAAAAGGGAAAAGGACGAGGCGGCGGUAUGA
Messenger RNA from Dothidotthia symphoricarpi CBS 119687, 387 nucleotides. RefSeq lists its product as uncharacterized. The transcript is spliced from 3 exons. NCBI's taxonomy places the organism in Eukaryota, Fungi, Ascomycota, Dothideomycetes, Pleosporales, Dothidotthiaceae. The coding region runs from base 10 to 387 and encodes 125 amino acids. The record is from RefSeq and is a predicted model, not a curated record.